AUGGUUAAGGAUAUUCCUUUCAUUGGUUUAUGUAUACUAACUUUGAGUUUAGCUUUUGUCCUCAAAAAAAUUCUCUCAAAAAGUCAAACAAAAAAUGUUCCAAAAGGGUCUCUUGGAUAUCCUAUUAUUGGAGAGACACUUGAUUUUCUUAGAGCUCAGAGACAAGACAAGGGCUAUGAGUGGAUACAAGAAAGAGUGUCUAAGUAUGGUUCUGUCUUUAAAACCUCCUUAAUGGGUUCUCCAACGGUGUUUAUUAUUGGACAACAAGGAAACAAGUUUGUUCUUGGUUCCUCGGAUGAUGUUAUUUCUGCUAAGAAACCUACAACUCUUCAAAAGAUACUUGGAAAGCAAAGCAUAGCUGAACUUGUAGGAUCAAGGCACAGGUUGGUCAAAGGUCAAAUGCUGAAAUUCUUGAAACCUGAAUGCCUUCAAAACUAUGUCACAAAGAUGGAUGAAUUAGUGAACACAAUACUACUAAAAGAAUUGAAAGAGAACAAAACAAUAGAAGUUGUGAGGUUGAUGAAAAAACUGGCUUAUGACAUGACAUCUAAUAUCUUAUUUGACAUAGAUCAACCCACAAGAGAGAUUCUAUUUGAUGAUUUUUUCACAUCAUUUAAAGCAAUUCACUCUCUCCCAGUAAAUCUCCCUAGCACAUCAUUUUGGAGAGGCCAAAAAGCUAGGGCAAGAAUUGUGGAAAAGAUACUUCCUAUUAUGAACAAAAGGAGACAAGAAUUAUCAAAAGGAGUUCUAAGUUCUUCCAAUGACAUGCUUUCAUGUCUUCUUGCAAUAAGAGAUGAAAAUGAUGAACCUCUAGAGGAUGACGUAAUUACCGACAAUUUUAUUUUUAUAUUUGUCGCAAGCCAUGACACAUCUGCUACUCUUAUGACAUUGAUGAUAUGGAAGUUAUCAAGAGAUCAAGAGGUUUAUAACAAAGUUUUAGAAGAACAAAUGGAGAUUUUAAAGCAAAGGAAAGGAAAUGAAGAGAGGUUAACAUGGGGAGAGAUACAAAAGAUGAAAUACACAUGGAGAGUUGCUCAGGAAUUGAUGAGGAUGAUCCCUCCUUUGUUUGGUGGGUUUAGGAAAGCACUUAAAGAUACUAGUUAUCAAGGAUAUGACAUACCAAAAGGGUGGCAGGUAUAUUGGGCAUCAUGUGGAACACAUAUGGACAAAGAUAUAUUCGAGAAUCCACACAAGUUUGAUCCAUCUCGUUUUGAAAAUCAAACCAAGUCAAUCCCACCCUUUUCUUACCUUCCAUUUGGUGCAGGAUCUCAUAAUUGCAUAGGAAAUGAGUUUGCUAGGGUUAAGACAUUAACUACCAUUCACAAUUUUGUGAUGUUGUACGAAUGGUCUCAACUGAAUCCAAACGAAACUAUUACUCGUCAACCAAUGCCAUAUCCAUCUUUGGGUCUCCCAAUUGAGAUCAAACCAAGAUGUAAUAUGUCUUAA
Molecule: messenger RNA, 1446 nt
Organism: Lathyrus sativus (Indian pea)
Lineage: Eukaryota; Viridiplantae; Streptophyta; Magnoliopsida; Fabales; Fabaceae
Source: the annotation of a GenBank genome assembly